AUGGAGGUGCGCCCUCCGCUGGUGGAGCUGCCGCAAAUCGUCGCGCAGCUGCUGGUAAUUCAGACUCGCGUGAUGGAGCCGCUGCCGAUCUUCGGGUCGCAGACCGACGUGGCGAUGAUUGUCGUGCUGGCCCUGAUGCAGAUCGUCAUGGGGCUGCUGACGAGCGUCGUGUUCCCUGAACAGCCACCGGCGGAGGUCGGGCCGAUUGUCUCCGAGCUGCCCUUCCCCAUGGAGAUGGUCGUGGAGAGUGUCUUCUACCUCUUGGAGCCGCAGAACGACGUGGAUAUGCUGUUCGUGCUGAUGAUGCCGCAGAUCGUGGUGAAGUGGGAGAUGAUGUUGGGUGGGAUCGCGCUGAAACUUGUGCUGCGCGGGCCGGAAGUAUCCCUGCUGCCCCCGACCGUCGGGCGCGUCGCCGAGAUGCUGCGGUGGAUGAGCGCGUCGGCGGCUGACGCGAGUGCCGCGGCCACGGCCUACUGCAGAGCCUGUCGACCCGUACGUCUGCAGAGGUCCCUGGAGUCCAAGACGAGCCAGAGUGUGACGCACAUGGUCCACGGAUCCACAGUCCUGAGUGGGGACUGGGCCGCCGCCGCAGCCGCCCAGCGCUCCGUGGUCGUCCAGGCCGCCGAGAUCCGCGAGGGCCUGCGGCAGUGGGGCCUCGCGAGGGCCGCUUGCGCCCGCGUCAACGCCGCCCGCGGUGAGCUUGCGGAGGCCAAGCGGAGCAGCGCCGACAGGGAUGCCCAGGCCCGGGCGGAGUGCCGGGCGCUGCUGGAGGAACGCCAGGAGCGGCAGCGGGACGUCGCCGCCCUCGCGGCGGACGUGGAGGCCAGGAGGAGGCAGCACGGCCGCCUCGUCGAGCGGCGCAGGGCGGUGGAGGACCACCUGGAGGAGCUGAGGACGAGCCGCGUAUCAGCGUCGCGCCAGUCUGAAGAGGCGCUGCGCCGUAAGGCACAGGUCUCGGUGGAGAGCGCGCAGGCCGGCGAGGAGCUGGAGAGCGCCCUGCUGGCGCUGCGCGAGCACGAGGUGGACCGGGGCAUGGCGGAGCUGCUGCAGACGCAGCGCCAGCUCAUCUCUUUCCGGCAGGCGCACGCCGCGCUGAGGGAGGCUCUGAAGACGACGACGCAGCAGUUGGAAUGGGAGCGGGAGUACGAGCAGAGCCUGAAGGCAGACCACGAGAUGACAAAUCUCAGCCUCGAGGCGCUCGCGAGCGGCUACCUGGAGGCCCUCCACGAGAUCGCCGGCGUCGAGCAAUAG
This is a messenger RNA of Prorocentrum cordatum, 1251 nucleotides long. The record is from the annotation of a GenBank genome assembly. Lineage: Eukaryota; Dinophyceae; Prorocentrales; Prorocentraceae.